Olea europaea var. sylvestris is the source of this 1786-nucleotide messenger RNA. Its product is annotated as dol-P-Man:Man(5)GlcNAc(2)-PP-Dol alpha-1,3-mannosyltransferase. Gene Ontology annotation, cellular component: endoplasmic reticulum. The transcript has 13 exons. The record is from RefSeq and is a predicted model, not a curated record. Gene Ontology annotation, molecular function: dol-P-Man:Man(5)GlcNAc(2)-PP-Dol alpha-1,3-mannosyltransferase activity. Lineage: Eukaryota; Viridiplantae; Streptophyta; Magnoliopsida; Lamiales; Oleaceae. The coding region runs from base 92 to 1411 and encodes 439 amino acids.
UGCGUUUCAAGCUGUUUCUGAAUGAAAAAAGUCCCCGGUGAAGAUCCGUAUACGUACAGUGGACUGAUUUACUCCGAUAGUGCAACCAGUGAUGGCCGUCCGAUCCGCCGCCGCCAAGCCGAAGCCUAUGCGGAAGAAAGAUUCCUCCAUUCAGAAACUUUUCAGAAAACCCAAAAUUCUCUUCCCCGUAGCCUUACUCUUUGCGGAUGCCGUCCUUGUUUCCCUCAUCGUCACCUACGUUCCCUACACCAAAAUUGAUUGGGAUGCAUAUAUGUCACAGGUCAGUGGGUUUCUGGGAGGAGAAAGAGAUUACAGCAAAUUGAAAGGUGAUACAGGGCCUCUCGUUUACCCUGCUGGGUUUCUUUAUGUAUAUUCUUUCUUUCAGUAUGUUACUGGAGGCCAGGUCUACCCUGCCCAGAUUUUGUUUGGCUUUCUCUACAUCGUGAAUCUUGGAAUGGUCUUAUUCAUCUACUUGAAGACUGACGUGCUCCCGUGGUGGGCUCUUUCCUUGCUUUCUUUGUCUAAAAGAGUCCACUCAAUUUUCGUGCUUCGCUUGUUCAAUGACUGUUUUGCAACGACUCUCUUCCAUGCUGCACUAAUCUCAUUUCUUUAUCAAAAGUGGCAUCUAGGUUUACUUAUUUUCAGUGGAGCGGUCUCAAUAAAGAUGAACGUACUCCUUUAUGCUCCAUCCUUGUUACUCCUUAUGCUGAAGGCUAUGGAUAUUGUUGGAGUGAUUUCUGCUUUAGCAGGUGCAGCACUAGUGCAGAUCGUGUUAGGGCUACCAUUCUUGCUGUCAUAUCCAACUGCAUAUAUAUCAAAAGCAUUUGAUCUUGGUCGUGUCUUCAUUCACUUUUGGUCUGUUAAUUUUAAAUUUGUUCCAGAACCAGUUUUUGUAUCAAGAGGAUUUGCGCUUUUCUUAUUGGCAGCUCAUCUUAGUCUGCUUACAGUUUUUGCCCAUUAUAGAUGGUGCCGGCAUGAAGGAGGGCUCUUCUCUCUCUUGCAUUCUAGAUUUAUUCAAAUGAAGCUUAGAACUUUUCCGCUUAAACAGUUCAGCAGUCAUGACUCAAAUUUCCGAUUUAUUAGAAUGGAGCAUAUUGCAACGACUAUGUUUGUUGGGAACUUCAUUGGAAUUGUAUGUGCUCGAUCCCUGCACUAUCAGUUCUAUUCUUGGUAUUUCUAUAGCUUACCCUAUUUAUUGUGGAUAACACCUUUUCCAACAUGGCUACGUUUAAUUUUGUUUGCGACAGUCGAGUGUUGUUGGAAUAUCUAUCCCUCAAAUAUUUAUUCAUCGGCACUGCUGCUCGGGGUUCACUUGAUUAUACUAGUAGGUCUCUGGAAAGCUUCUCCUGAAUAUCCAUAUGAGCACGAUAUGAAUUAUAAGUCUUCAAAUUCCAAGAAAAAGGGCAACUGAAUUGCUAGUCUUGUAAGCUAUUUAUUCAAAUUUUGUGUACCAAGUUAAACCUGUUCCUGGAUAUGAACUAGGAUGAAGAGAAAGUUACAAUUAUUAGAUCAGCUCAAUGAAAAGAGACCAAUUUCUUCUAAGGUAUGUGUUCAUGAGGUAUGCUUAUUAUGCUGGAUUGGAUGGGAUUUGACAGUAUAAUGAACAAGCAUCUCGUUUCUCUUCUUUAUUAACCCUACUCAGUUCCUUUUAGUACAACGUAGAAAAUGCUAUCGAAGUACUAGAAAUAUGCAAUGGAUUGCCUACGAUUUACUCAGAUCAAGAAUUGUGUAAAAAUUAACCAUUGCUGGGUAGAAUAAAGAAGCUGCAGUGCUAUGGUUGUAUGUU